This is a messenger RNA of Populus nigra (black poplar), 2097 nucleotides long. Its product is annotated as ABC transporter G family member 15-like. Gene Ontology annotation, molecular function: ATP hydrolysis activity; ABC-type transporter activity; ATP binding. Lineage: Eukaryota; Viridiplantae; Streptophyta; Magnoliopsida; Malpighiales; Salicaceae. The coding region runs from base 1 to 2097 and encodes 698 amino acids. The record is from RefSeq and is a predicted model, not a curated record. Gene Ontology annotation, cellular component: membrane. The transcript is spliced from 9 exons.
AUGGAGAUAGAGCACGUUAUAAUUAGCAGUAGUGUAGAUGGUGGCUCUGGCGCUGGGAAUGCGGAGGCAGGUUUAUCAGGUGGAGGAGGAGGAGACGAAGCAAGGUCUAUGUACUUGGUCUGGGAGGAUUUAACAGUGGUUCUGCCAAAUUUUGGCAGUGGACCUACAAGGAGAUUGCUUAAAGGGCUAAACGGGUACGCUGAGCCUGGUAAAAUCAUGGCUAUUAUGGGUCCAUCUGGGUCUGGGAAAUCCACCCUUCUUGAUGCAUUAGCAGGGAGACUCUCAGGAAAUGUUUUGAUGACCGGAAACGUUCUACUUAAUGGAAAGAAGAGGAGACUUGACUACGGUGGUGGUGCUUAUGUAACACAAGAAAAUACAUUGUUGGGCACUCUCACAGUUAGAGAGACCCUCACUUACUCGGCUCAUUUGAGGCUUCCAAGCAGCAUGGCCAAAGCAGAGAUUGAUGACAUUGUAGAGGGGACAAUCACGGAAAUGGGUCUCCAAGAGUGCAGUGAUCGGCUAAUUGGAAACUGGCAUUUAAGAGGUAUUAGUGGUGGGGAGAAGAAAAGACUAAGCAUUGCACUUGAAACCCUCAUUAGACCACAACUUCUGUUUCUUGAUGAACCUACAAGUGGCCUGGACAGUGCCGCGGCUUUCUUUGUAAUUCAAACUCUUAGAAAUAUUGCUCAUGAUGGACGAACCGUUAUCUCCUCCGUUCACCAGCCAAGUAGUGAAGUUUUCACUCUCUUUGAUGACCUUUUCUUAUUAUCUGCUGGUGAAGCAGUUUAUUUUGGAGAAGCAAAGAUGGCAGUAGAGUUCUUUGCAGAAGCUGGAUUCCCAUGUCCAAGUAGAAGAAACCCUUCUGAUCAUUUCUUACGUUGUAUUAAUUCGGACUUCGACCUUGUCACUGCAACUUUGAUGGGAUCUCACAGGGAAAUUCAAAAUCUAUCCGAUCCCUUGGCAAAUUUGCCAACAGCAGCGAUCAAGGCAUCUUUGGUCAAGAAGUACAUAUCCUCCGAUCAUGCAGUAAAAGCAAGAGCAAGGAUUCAAGAAAUCUUGGCAAUUAAAGGGCUUGUGAUUAACAUAAGAGGGGAAAACCAAGCAAACUGGUGGAAACAACUUUCAACACUGACAAAGAGAUCUUUCAUUAAUAUGUGGAGAGAUUUGGGGUACUAUCGGGUUAGGAUAAUCGUCUACAUCUUGCUGUCUAUUUGCGUUGGUACCAUAUUUUUAGAUGUUGGCAAAGGCUAUACAGCAAUAUUGGCCCACGGAGCUUGUGGGGGAUUUCUGUCAGGGUUUAUGACAUUCAUGUCCGUUGGAGGCUUCCCUUCCUUCAUUGAAGAACUGAAGGUUUUUUACAAGGAAAGGCUCAACGGAUAUUAUGGGGUCGCGGUGUAUACGCUAUCAAACUUUCUUUCUUCUUUUCCCUACUUGACUGUGAUGUCAUUUGGUACCUCUAGCAUUACCUACUACAUGGUGAAAUUUCGAUCUGAAUUUUCAAAUUUUCUGUAUGUCUUCAUGGCCCUUUUAAGCAGUAUAGCAACUGUAGAGAGUUGCAUGAUGACUAUAGCUUCGCUAGUCCCCAACUACCUAAUGGGAUUCGUUAUCGGAUCAGGAUAUAUUGGAAUCCUAAUGAUGACCUCUGGGUUUUUCCGAUUGCUGCCUGAUAUUCCCAAGGUCUUCUGGCGCUACCCAAUUUCUUACAUCAACUUUGGCGCAUGGGGAUUGCAGGGAGCAUACAAAAACGACAUGAUUGGGCUGGAGUUUGAUCCUUUAGUACCUGGUGGUCCAAAACUGAAAGGAGAAGAAGUUCUCACAACCGUGCUUGGUAUUAGUCUUGAUCAUUCAAAAUGGUGGGACCUAGCUGCUGUUGUGCUCAUUCUCAUAGCUUUCAGACUCCUCUUCUUUGCCGUUCUCAAGUUCAAGGAGAGAAUUCUCCCCGUGUUUCGGAAACUUUGUGCCGAGAGAACUCUAAAACAACUGAAGAAGAGACCGUCUUUCAUGAAGACUUCUUAUUCACCCUUUCCUUCAAUAAGGAACCAAACUGCUCAUUCUUUGUCUUCGCAAGAGGGUCUCAGCUCUCCAGUUCCCUACUAG